CUUGUGCAAUCACAGCUAUCAACAACAACCUUUCGAAAGCCUACUUAGCUAACCGCCGAAGAAGUAGAAGUGUUAUUCUCGCUAUAGGCCCGAACGAUUUGGUGUUGUCCCUCCAGUCGUGAAAACUCUGGUUCGCUGAGAAGGCAUUGAGCACUAGGUAUUGCAAGGAGCGUCUCUCUUCUCUGUUCAGCGACAAUGCUUCGUCCUCACUGAGCUUUGGCAUGUUUAGAUUGGUCUCGAGUUUGCCCGCGGGGUGUGUGAACUGUCAUUGGACCUUCGUCGUCGCUUUGUCCUGCGUUACGUCUUAGGUGCUUUUCCGGUGCCUUCCCCGCAGCUAGCUACUGAUGGCCAUUCAUCGCUUGCUGGCGUCAUUGGUAAUAGUAGCGGUCGGUCCAGUACCCUCUAUAAAUCCGUCAAUGCCAGUUUCUCUUCAAUCACUGUUACGCAUCACAGACACAUGCACAAUGAGGUCAACCGUCUACGAAAGAUUCUCGAGUGACGAGGUUACGGACAAGAUGCUCGAGGAAGCAUCAGAGCUCUUCUCCGAACACUAUGGAGUUUGGGCCAAGCAAGCGGAGCAGGUAGAGGGGCCGCAUGGUAAAGCCGGUGAGCACGUUCGACUCAGCAAAGAAAGGCUUCGCAAGGAGCACUUACCGGGUGACACGUCGUUGUAUGUGAGAGUCACCGUCGACGGUCGUCUUGCUGGCAAUGCUCUGGCCGCUCGCUGGACUGCGAACGGUCGGCGUAUCUGCUGGGUCUCCCAAUUGGUCAUUCACCGUGAUUACCGUGGAUUUGGUCUUGCGACUGGACUCCUCAAACAGCUCAAGGUGGACGGCGAUGAUGUCUACGGCAUUGCAAGCUGUCAUCCCGCUCAUAUUUUGGCUUUCGCAAAAGCGUUCGGAAGUUGCAUUCAUACCGUCUCGCUGGAUUUCAUCAAGCAAAAUGCGGCGUCGAUAAUGAAAACUUCGCCAGUGGAGUAUAUCCGAGAUGCUAAAUUACGUGGCAGCCUCUUUGAUCCCUCAGAUAAAACUGGACUCGUGUCUGGCAUUGAUACCAGGUUCUUUGUUGAUCAUAAAGAGCCACUUGAAGCGCUGGCAUGGGUGAAGAAGAAUAGGGAGUGGCCUUUGGGUGAAAUGCUUGAGGGGGACGAGUUCCUGCUGAUUGUUGAAGCCACGCGGCCCCAGGCGUCGAGAUGA
Westerdykella ornata is the source of this 1196-nucleotide messenger RNA. RefSeq lists its product as uncharacterized. Lineage: Eukaryota; Fungi; Ascomycota; Dothideomycetes; Pleosporales; Sporormiaceae. The record is from RefSeq and is a predicted model, not a curated record. Gene Ontology annotation, molecular function: acyltransferase activity, transferring groups other than amino-acyl groups. The transcript is spliced from 3 exons. Bases 345 to 1196 code for a protein of 283 amino acids.